Messenger RNA from Prosopis cineraria, 531 nucleotides. RefSeq names its product cell number regulator 2-like. NCBI's taxonomy places the organism in Eukaryota, Viridiplantae, Streptophyta, Magnoliopsida, Fabales, Fabaceae. The transcript has 4 exons. Bases 17 to 451 code for a protein of 144 amino acids. The record is from RefSeq and is a predicted model, not a curated record.
UCAACUGAUAUUCAAAAUGAAUGUCGCUGGUCCUCCUCGUCAUGGACAAUGGACCACAGGUUUAUGUGAAUGCUUCGAAGAUCCUGGAAACUGCUUGCUGACCAGCUGCUUUCCAUGCGUUACCUUUGGUCUAAGUGCCGAAGUCAUAGACAAAGGAAAUACAUCAUGUCCCUGCGCGGGCUUCGUGUUCUGUUGCAUGGCGUACAUGGGAUGCGUGUGCUUGUAUUCGUGCACGUACAGAAGCAAACUGAGACGCCUUUUUGACUUACCAGAAGAGCCAUGCAAUGAUUGCUGCGUUCACUAUUGGUGUACCGUUUGUGCUAUUUGCCAAGAAUACAGAGAACUCAAAGCCCGUGGACUCAGCCCCUCCACGGGUUGGACUGAGAAUGAAGAACAAAUGAACAGAGCCACUCAAGUGCCUCCAAACGUGGCACCAGGCAUGGCUCGCUAGAAAUUUCUCACACAACUUCACACAACUUUCUUGGCAAUUAUACUUUCGUCUCCAUCUGCGUUUGAUUCCAUUGUGUGUAA